Messenger RNA from Sapajus apella (tufted capuchin), 2657 nucleotides. RefSeq names its product ADAM metallopeptidase domain 7 (gene ADAM7). Gene Ontology annotation, molecular function: metalloendopeptidase activity. The coding region runs from base 158 to 2422 and encodes 754 amino acids. Gene Ontology annotation, biological process: proteolysis. The record is from RefSeq and is a predicted model, not a curated record. Gene Ontology annotation, cellular component: plasma membrane. NCBI's taxonomy places the organism in Eukaryota, Metazoa, Chordata, Mammalia, Primates, Cebidae. The transcript is spliced from 20 exons.
GCAAGUUGUGUAACUCCCUCAAGGAACACUUCCUCAUGCUGGAUCAAAACUGCCCACCUAUCUGUGAGAUGCUUCAUCCCUGCAGUAGAAGUGAGGAGGAAGAAAGGUGAACGCCAUUCUCAAGCACUUGUGCUCUCCCUCACCAGAAUCAUUCAGAAUGCUUCCCGGGUAUAUAUUCUUGAUGAUUUUUCUCAUUCCUCAGGUUAAAGAAAAGGUCGUCCUUGGAGUAGAGGGUCAACAACUGGUUCAUCCUAAAAAGCUUCCUCUGAUACAGAAACGAGAUAUUGAACACACCCAUGAUGAUGACAUACCGAAUAAGUAUGAAGAAGAAUUAUUGUAUGAAAUAAAACUAAAUAGAAAAACUUUAAUCCUUCAUCUUCUAAGAUCCAGGGAGUUCCUAGGCUCAAAUUACAGUGAAACAUUCUACUCCAUGAAAGGAGAAGCGUUCACCAGGCAUCCUCAGAUCACGGAUCACUGCUUUUACCAAGGAUCCAUUGUACAUGAAUAUGAUUCAGCUGCCAGUAUCAGUACGUGUAAUGGUCUAAGGGGAUUCUUCAGAGUAAAUGACCAAAGAUACCUCAUUGAACCAGUGAAAUAUUCAGAUGAGGGAGAACAUUUGGUGUUCAAAUAUAACCCAAGGGUGCCUUUUGUUGCCAAUUUUUCCUGUAUGGAGCUUAAUUUUACCAGGAAAACUGUCCCAGAGGAUACUGAAUCUAAAGGAGACUACAAAAUGAAAGGCAUCUACAAUGAAAAGUAUGUUGAAUUGUUCAUUGUUGCUGAUGAUACUGUGUAUCGCAGGAAUAUUCAUCCUCAUGAUAAAUUAAGGAACCGAAUUUGGGGAAUGGUCAAUUUUGUCAACAUGAUUUAUAAAACCUUAAACAUCCAUGUGACGUUGGUUGGUGUUGAAAUAUGGACACAGGGAGAUAAAAUAGAACUGCAUUCAAAUAUAGAAACUACCUUGUUGCAUUUUUCAGCUUGGCAAGAAAGGAUUCUUAAAACAAGGAAGGAUUUUGAUCAUGUUCUAUUACUCAGUGGGAAGUGGCUCUACACACAUGUGCAAGGAAUUUCUUAUCCAGGGGGUAUGUGCCUGCCCUAUUAUUCCUCCAGUGUCAUUAAGGAUCUUUUACCUGACACAAAUAUAGUUGCAAACAGAAUGGCCCAUCAAUUGGGGCACAGCCUCGGGAUGCAGCAUGAUGAGUUCCCAUGUACCUGUCCUUCAGGAAAAUGUGUGAUGGACAGCGAUGGAAGCAUUCCUGCACUAAAAUUCAGUAAGUGCAGCCAAGACCAAUACGGGCAAUACCUGAAGGAUUACAAGCCAACAUGCAUGCUCAACAUUCCGUUUCCUUACAAUCUCGAUGAUUUCCAAUACUGUGGAAACAAGAGGGUGGAUGAGGGUGAAGAAUGUGACUGUGGCAGUAGCCAGGAGUGUACUAAUCCUUGCUGUGAUGCACACACAUGUGUACUGAAGCCAGGAUUUACUUGUGCAGAAGGAGAAUGCUGUGAAUCUUGUCAGAUUAAAAAAGCAGGGUCCAUAUGCAGACCAGCGAAAGAUGAAUGUGAUUUUCCUGAAAUGUGCACCGGCCACUCGCCUGCAUGUCCUAUGGACCAGUUCAGAGUCAAUGGAUUUCCUUGCAAGAACUCAGAAGGCUACUGCUUCAUGGGGAAGUGUCCCACUCGUGGGGAUCAAUGCUCUGAAUUAUUUGAUGAUGAGGCAACAGAAAGUCAUGAUAUCUGCUACGAGAUGAAUACAAAAGGAAAUAAAUUUGGAUACUGCAAAAACAAGGAAAAUAGAUUUCUUCCCUGUGAAGAGAAAGAUGUCAGAUGUGGAAAGGUCUACUGCACUGGAGGGGACCAUUCCUCUGUCCUUGGAGAAGACAAGACCUAUCACCUUAUGGAUCCCCAGCAGAAUGUUACUGUCGAAUGCAAAACCAGUUUUUUAUACCAUGAUUCUAGAGACGUUGGCCUAGUGGCUUCAGGAACAAAAUGCGGAGAUGGAAUGGUGUGCAGCAUUGGUGAAUGUCUAAACAUGGAAAAGGUCUACAACUCAACCAAUUGCUCUUCUCAGUGCCAUGAAAAUGCUAUGGAUGACCAUGGACUCCAGUGCCACUGUGAAGAAGGACAGGCACCUGUAGCCUGGGAAGAAACCUUAAAUGUUACCAAUGUCGUCAUCUCAGUCGUUGUGCUUGCCCUGGUUAUUACCGGUAUCGGAGUUGUCAUACUAUUAAUUCGUUACCAAAAGUGUAUUAAGUUGAAGCAAGUUCACAGCCCACCUACAGAAACCCUGGGAGUGGAAAAUAAAGGAUACUUUGGUGAUGAGCAGCAGAGGAAGACUGAGCCGAUCCUGCCAGAAAUUCAUUUCCUACAUGUAAGAAAGUUCUAUUUUCAACAGUGUGUGUUUAAAGUAGAACCCUUCUUAAGCUAAAUGAGGCCAAAAGUGCAAAGGAGCAAUUUAACAUGGUUCUACACACAUGAAGCUUUGAAUCUACAUGUAGGGAAAUGAAAGAGGUCAGUACUCAAAACAAAUAUGGAACAAUAACCAAGAUACUAUUUCAGAGCAGAAUAUAUUGGUUGAAUAAAAUACUGACUUGUGCACUGUUGGAAAAAUUUACAAGUAUAAACCACAUUAUGGGCCAUAAAGCAAGUCUUACUAAACUUAA